Linum tenue is the source of this 345-nucleotide messenger RNA. The record is from the annotation of a GenBank genome assembly. Lineage: Eukaryota; Viridiplantae; Streptophyta; Magnoliopsida; Malpighiales; Linaceae.
AUGGGAGGUGUAUUGUUCCCAGAUCGGUCUAGAGCUACGGUGCACCUACAUUACCUACUUUUGAUUGAGCAUUGGCAAAGAGCUAGAUGGUUCGCCUGGGGAGAAGCUGUUUUAUCCUACCUGUACCAUGAGAUGGAGACGAGGGUGCAGAUUUUCGAGGAUGCAUUCCCAUGUGGUCUUCGAUGGCUUCCGGCCAACACUCGUCAGUAUGGUGACCAGCUAUUCCAGUACAAGCUGUGGUUUGACGAGAUGUACACCAUGGUGAUUACUCGUAGGCUGGGCAGCAGUUGGUACACGCCUACCGAGAGUCUAUUGCUUUCUGGAAUCGUCGACAAGAGUUCGUAG